UAUCGGUGCAGCAGAAAUUUUUAAAACCUAAACAUUUUUGACAAAUGGUGUUCAAUUCUCUGAAGUAGGAGAUGUUGGAAGUAAAGGAGCACCCAAUGGACAACUGCCAGUUAUUUGUGCAGCUGCGCAACAUGUUCGAGGCCUACAAUAGGCAGACCAAACGCCUCGCAACAUUCCUCUAUUGGAGCGGCAAUGAGGAGCGCAUCGAAGAAUUAUGUACAAAAGUUGUCCAACUGCUUGUGGAGCACGAACUGGUGACCCAGAAGCCUCAUCCCAAGCGCCCGGAUGAGCUGGAGACACUGCCGACAGGCCCCGAGGCCAUAUCGCACUUGCGCGGUGUCCUCAUCCUUUUGCUGGUCAACACGGAGGCCACUACCUGCUCUAGUCAGUCGCCGUGGAGCCUGCAAUGUCAGCAUUUGUGCCAGCAGUUUCCGCAACUUACACAGUUCCUCACCGUGGCCAUUGCCAUGAGCUGCGGUCUCCAGCAGCCGCUGUUGGAGUUUCUUGAGUGCGGCCCCAGCUGGGCCACCGUCCAAUAUUUCGGUACCCUCAACGACGCUCUGAGCCAUGUCUCUCCAGAUCGGAUGGACGCCUUAACAUGGAUCUCAGGCACUUUAAAGGCCGCCGGUCGUGCCGGUAUCGCUGAUAUGAAUGAUAUACCGGUUCGCGAGAUGGGCAGGAUGCUGCAGCGUCACUUGCUUGACUCUAACGAACGCCUCAAGGAGCUGCGUCCAACGCCACGCAAAGUAUACCUGGCUAAGGCCAUGGUGAUGCUCUUAGAAGUUAUCCUAGAGGUUUUGGAGCCUCCAGGGACACCGGUUUCCUUCAACACCUUCAAUAGCCUAAGUCCGGAAACUGAUCAACAGGCACGUCAUUCAGAUCCUAAGAGCGUUGCAAAGCCCUAUGUCAAAAUCCUAAUGGAUGCCUUGCAACGCAUCGUGGAGAAAGUGUCGGUGGAUAUAUUCAUGUAUUGGAUGGAGAUCUCAUCGCCUUGGACACUCUACAACUACCAGGCCCUCAUCUGCCACCAGUCAGCGGCAGUGCUCAAGGCUGUGAAACCUUACGAAGAACUCAGCAAGCACGAGGUUUGCACGCAGCUGCUCACCUUUGCCCAGUCGGCCUUAACCUUUGAGGACAUCCUGUCGGGCAUGAGCAUGGGUGAGCUGUUGUCCUUCCUCGAUGGCGAUUCGGGACCCGUCACCAAAGAGCAGUUACAGCUGGGUCUUGAGUGUCUGCUUAAACGCCCGAUCGCCCUGGGCAAUGAUGAAUGCCUGGAGACAAUGGCGAAGCAUAUUGGGCUGCUCGGCCUGAAGCAUGCUAAGCUUAUACUGAAGCAUUUGCAUGACGUCGAGGAGGCCAGAAAGGCCAUGCCGGACAUAAAGAUGGAGAAAAUGGAGGAGGAUGAGGAUGAAAUAAGCGAUGAGGAGGAGCAGGAUGAAUAUGCGGACCUUUUGCUCACAAUUCUGCUACCCAUAUUCACGCAGUGCAAUCUGCAGGACAAGAUCCUUUUGCUUCAGUUUCGCGACGAGUUUGGCAUUACCAAGGCCUUCUCCUUCGCCGCGCCCAAUCUCCAGGAGCGUCGCAUCAGCUUCUUCAACAACCUCAAUGGCAGCAGCGCGGCCGUGGUGCACCAGUUUCUGAUAUUCUGCUUUGAGGACCCCGAGGAAUCCUGGCUGGCACUGGCCAAGUUGGCCAUGGCGCAUUCCCGUUUCUCUUCCUACUUUUGGCGAAUGGCCAAGCACUGUGCCGCGCACUCGGUCCACCAGAUGGCUCAUUUAGCCAACCAGAUGCUAACCGAUGAUGACGCCUUGCUUAAGGGUAACGCUUCGACCUUUCUAUACUCCCUAUACAUCCAUCCGUUGGUCCUGAACGGACUGAUCAAACUGCGAUCGAAUGCUUAUCGCGUAAGGCUGUGUGAUGACAUUCUGCCCUAUAACUUGGAGCAGCUCAGGGCUGCUCAAUCGAACUUUCUCCAGGCCUGUGCCGAUGGUCUUAACGAGUUUUCUGCGAACCUGAACUAUGUCAUACUUCGGCGCAUCCUGCAGCUGCUCAAGCAGCUGGAAGCAGUUGAGCACGAGAUCCAGGCCUGUGGUCGUCAACAGCUAUUGCAGAUGCGCAGAGAGGGCAAGGACGACCCCAAUGCCGAGGAAGCUGUGGUCCAGGCCAUGCACUAUGUCGAUAUGCACCAGCAUCUGCCCAAGUGGCGCCAAGCUCACAUUCCGCUAAUGACACAACUGUUGUUAACCAUCGAUUCCCUGCGUUGGAAUCUAACCAAUUUCGAUUGGGAGCGCGUGGAUCUUCUCGGCGAGGCAGUAAGCUACUGGCGGGAGAAUACCAAUAAUUUGAUGUUUCUGGAUACGGAGUUUCGCCAGAAGUUUGAUGCCUGUACCUCUUGCUUGCAACACCAGGAUUUCCUCACCGCAGAACUGCCACCGCCCGAGGAUCCCAACUACCAACGCAAAUUUAUACGCUGGGUGACGCAAGCCAGCGCCCAAGAGGCCACCAUACUCUUUCGCCAAAGCAUUGAAUCUCGUACCGACUGCAUCCUCUUCUUUGAUCUCGCCAAGUCUGUGGAACAUGCAGACUCCUACACCGCCAAUGAGGCAUACAUAUUCCUCUUUGGCUGCCACGUGGACGCCUGCAUUGGGUACACACGUAGACGCAGGAGGAGUCCCAUGAAGCGUGAGUUGGCCCAGCGGCUGGCAUUGAUUGUAGGCGGUUCGCCGGAGGAUACAGUGUCGGAAGUGAAGAAGAAGAUGGACCUGUUUAUUGACAGCAUCAAGACCAAGUCUGGAUAAAGCAUUUUCAACAUUAUCUUGUAAUACUUCAUAUCCU
This is a messenger RNA of Drosophila serrata, 2835 nucleotides long. Its product is annotated as gem-associated protein 4a-like. The record is from RefSeq and is a predicted model, not a curated record. Lineage: Eukaryota; Metazoa; Arthropoda; Insecta; Diptera; Drosophilidae.